Molecule: messenger RNA, 2619 nt
Organism: Polyodon spathula (Mississippi paddlefish)
Lineage: Eukaryota; Metazoa; Chordata; Actinopteri; Acipenseriformes; Polyodontidae
Gene: rexo4
Product: REX4 homolog, 3'-5' exonuclease
Exons: 8
Coding region: 415-1680 (421 amino acids)
Biological process (GO): DNA catabolic process; rRNA processing
Cellular component (GO): nucleus
Molecular function (GO): 3'-5' exonuclease activity; nucleic acid binding
Source: RefSeq, a predicted model, not a curated record
AGUGACGCUGACAGAGGUGGAAGCAGCAUGGAGUGCGUUUGGUAAAGUUUUGGAUACACAUGGAUUGCAAAUAAGCGCUCGGUUUAAUUUUGAGCUCAUAUCAAGCCAGAUCAAAAUACACACAAUUUAAGUCAUACUAGAUGAAAAAGAUCGGAUCAUCAUAUCACAAUUCAGUGACGCUGAUUUUGUUUAAAGUUACUAAGUCUGAGCAAAUCGAUGCAUUAUUUAGUUACAAUACUUAACUAGCAAAAAACGGUGUACUCCAGAGACAGGUCAGUCAAAUAUUGUAGGAGGUUGUGCAUUUCCUUUAGAGUCGCUUUUUUAAGAUACCGUAGCCUGUGCGUUGUUUAUUUUCUGAUACAAACCUUCUCCGUCAAGGCUGCUUGUGCGGUAGUGGAAACAGUAGAAUAAAUCAUGUCUCAAGUGGCGGGUACGGCGCCUGACAGCACCCCCGUGGAAGGAACAAAACACAACAACCAGAAAACGAAAAAUAAUAAGAAAAAGCAGUUCAGGACAGCUGCAGAGAAAGGAGCAACCAGGAAUGUUGCUGUGCUUCCACCAAAGGCUUCUCAGCAGUUUUCAGCUAACUGGAAGGUGCUGCAAGAGUUGUUGAACCAGAACAAGGCGACCACGACUACAGCCCAGGAAAAUGGAACCACUGCUUUGAAACACAAUUCCAAGAAGAAAGAAAAAAAACUGCAGAUUCAAUCUCAAGGAAUCCCAACGAAAGAUCAAGUUGUGAAGGUCACAAAGGUGCAUGCCAGCAAGCAAACCAAAGGAGACUCCGUACAGCCCCGCACCUCCGCUGAGAAGAGUGGUGGAAAGACUGGGGAGCAGAAAAAGGGCAGAGUCAACAAGAAGAGGACACAUGGACAAAUAACUGCAGAGGGAAACAAUCUGAAAAAUAAAAAGAGGAAGACCAAAGAGGUUGUGGAACACAAACCAACUGAGGCGGAUAUCUGGUUUGAUGAUGUGGAUCCGGAUGACAUCGAGGCAGCAGUCGGAACUGAAGCUGCAGAUAUUGCCAGGAAGAGGGUGGGGGUGAAACAAAGCAAGUCACAGGAGCUGGAGAAAUCACUGGUGAAGGACCAUGGGUUUGAAGGUCUGACCAAAGCUGUAGCCAUGGACUGUGAAAUGGUGGGGGUUGGGCAGAGUGGUGAAGACAGCAUUGUGGCUCGAGUCUCCAUUGUAAAUCAUUUUGGAAAAUGUAUUUAUGAUAAAUACGUUAAGCCUACAGAGAAAGUAACUGAUUACAGAACUGCUGUCAGUGGCAUCAGACCACAAGACUUCAAAAAAGGAAUAAAUUUCAAGGUAGUUCAGAGAGAGGUGGCUGAUAUCAUACAAGGAAGGAUUUUGGUUGGCCAUGCCGUACAUAAUGAUCUUAAGAUUUUGUUUCUGGAUCACCCCAAAAGAAAAAUUAGGGACACACAAAAAUAUAAACCAUUCAAAGCAAUAGUACAGUGUGGACGCCCAUCACUUAAACUUCUCUCUAAGAAGAUUCUGAAUGUUAAAGUCCAGGAAGGUGAACACAGUUCUGUUCAAGAUGCCCAAGCCACAAUGAAGUUGUACACUUCAGUGAAAAAACGUUGGGAAGCAGAGCUAAAAGCCAGACAUAAAGUGAAUAAUGUGGCAGAAAAGGAGGGCAAAAAGGGCAAAGGGAAACGGCCUACCGACCACUAAUAAAUACAUUUACAACUGUUGCUGCAAACCCACGUUCCCAAUGGAAGGGAACUGUCUUGAGCUGAAGAAAUCGCAUGGUCUUCAUGUACUUCUGGUUAUGUGCUUGUAGAACAGACAAUUGCCAGCAAGAACACAGCGCAAGCCAUAUAUUCUGUAACAGAUAUUUUCACACAAACUGUAGAAUAUUGGUUUAUUUUACUCCCCCUUAUGUUGUCUGUUGAGCUAAAAGCUCUGGGAAAUCGUUAAAUAUGGUUUAACUGAACUGAGACCAAUGGAAUGUGUUGUGUUUAAAACAUGGUUCACCAUAGCCACUGUAUGGACAGCAUACUGCUUCUUCAUAAAAAGUUUAACCCUACCAUUAAAAAAAAAAAAAACUGAAACAAAUGUUAUUUAUGUAAGGAGGAGAGUGAUCAAAUGGUUUGCUUUUUAUUCACUGCUUGAUAGACCAAAAAGAGAGCUUUGUUAAAAUUGUUUUAAAAUAGUUUACCAUGCAUCGUUAACAGAGAGUGAAUUCCCACAUCCUCAUCCAGGUCCCUUGUUUAUUAUUGCUCAUAAUAUUCUGGAGUAUUCUCGUUUGUGCUGUCCCGUGGAAUGUUAUGGUAUACAAGAGACAAACGGAUUCCAAACAUCCCCAUGAAAUUCUUAACUAAGAACAUUUCUUUUUUAGAAAGACCAGGGGAUAAGAUAAGCUGGAGCAUGGGUCUUAUGUCUCUGAAAAGUACCCCAGCAACAUCAUUUCAUAUUCUUUUUUACAGAUGCCAAUUCUGUCAGUUUUGCAUUUUUGAAAGAGCAGAUUUAGCCAUCACAACAAUUUCCUGGAAGAAAAAAAAACAAUAAAGUCCUUAUUUUCAUGCAUUUUGAAUGAGUAAAAUGGUCUUUAUCAGCAUUGUAUUGUUCUUUGAGACUCCUACACUUUUCUCUGUACGGGAAGAACACAUA